Molecule: messenger RNA, 2326 nt
Organism: Nothoprocta perdicaria
Lineage: Eukaryota; Metazoa; Chordata; Aves; Tinamiformes; Tinamidae
Gene: SPATA20
Product: spermatogenesis associated 20
Exons: 16
Coding region: 35-2263 (742 amino acids)
Biological process (GO): carbohydrate metabolic process
Source: RefSeq, a predicted model, not a curated record
UCGCAGGGGGGUGUUUCUGAAGGCAUGCACGGCCAUGGCCACCGCGGGGAAGCCCUGCGAGCCCGGCGGCCCUCGUCACACCAACCGCCUCAUUAACGAGAAGUCCCCCUAUCUCCUCCAGCACGCCCACAACCCCGUGGAUUGGUACCCCUGGGGUCAGGAAGCCUUUGAUAAAGCAAAGAAAGAAAACAAGCUGAUAUUUCUGUCAGUUGGCUAUUCCACCUGCCACUGGUGCCAUGUGAUGGAGGAGGAAUCCUUCAAGAACAAGGAGAUCGGCGAGAUUAUGAACAAGAACUUUGUGUGCAUAAAAGUGGAUCGUGAGGAGCGGCCUGAUGUGGACAAAGUGUACAUGACCUUUGUGCAGGCAACCAGCGGUGGAGGCGGCUGGCCCAUGAGUGUCUGGCUCACUCCCGACCUCAAACCCUUUGCGGGGGGCACAUACUUCCCCCCCGAUGAUCGAGUUUACCGGGUUGGCUUUCGCACUGUGCUGCUCCGAAUCGCUGAGCAGUGGAAUCAGAACAAAGAUGCUCUGCUGGAGAACAGUCAGAAGAUCAUGGAAGCACUUCAGAUCCAUGCUCGGAUCUGUGGCCAGGCCCAGGAGUCACCUCCACCAUCCCAAGAGGUGAUGGCCAUGUGUUUUCAACAGCUCUCCAAGUCCUAUGAUGAAGAGUAUGGUGGCUUCUCAGAGUUCCCAAAAUUUCCCACUCCAGUGAAUUUGAAUUUCCUCUUCACAUACUGGGCCUUGCACCGAACAACCCCAGAAGGCGCCCGGGCACUGCAGAUGGCCACCCACACCCUCAAGAUGAUGGCCUACGGGGGCAUCCAUGACCACAUCGGGCAGGGCUUUCACCGCUACUCCACUGACCAGCACUGGCACGUCCCUCACUUUGAGAAGAUGCUGUAUGACCAGGGACAGCUGGCAACCGCGUACACCAGAGCCUUUCAGGUCUCCGGUGAUGAAUUCUUUGCUGAUGUUGUUGGAGAUAUUCUGCUCUACGUCUCCCGGGACCUAAGUGACCAGGCUGGAGGUUUCUACAGCGCAGAAGAUGCCGACUCCUACCCGAGCGCCACGUCUGGAGAGAAGCGAGAAGGGGCGUUCUGCGUGUGGACCGCCGAGGAGAUCCGGGCCCUCCUCCCUGAGCCUGUUGAGGGGGCUGCAGAAGGGACAACCCUGGCAGAUGUCUUCAUGCACCACUAUGGGGUGAAGGAGGAUGGCAACGUGAGCCCCGCGAAGGACCCCCACGGGGAGCUGAAGGGCAAGAACGUCCUUAUUGUGCGCUCGUCGCCGGCACUGACGGCGGCCCGUUUUGGGCUGGAGCCGGGGCGGCUCGACGCCCUGCUGUCGCAGGGCCGCCGGAGGCUGGCAGCGGCUCGGGCACAGCGGCCACGGCCACACCUGGACACCAAGAUGUUGGCAUCAUGGAACGGACUGAUGAUCUCGGGCUUUGCCCAGGCCGGGGCGGCCCUGGCCAAGGAGGAGUACGUGUGUCGGGCUGCGCGCGCCGCCCACUUCGUGCGCAGGCACCUUUUCGACGCCGCCAGCGGGAGGCUGCUGCGGAGCUGCUACCGGGGCCAAGACAGCGCCGUGGAGCAGAGCGCUGUGCCCAUCCAAGGGUUCCUGGAGGACUACGUCUUUGUCAUCCAGGCUCUCUUUGACCUGUACGAGGCCUCGCUGGACCAGGGCUGGUUGGAGUGGGCCUUGCAGCUCCAGCACACACAAGACAAGCUCUUCUGGGAUCCCAAAGGCUUUGCGUAUUUCUCCAGCGAGGCUGGCGAUCCCUCUCUGCUCCUCCGCCUGAAGGACGACCAGGAUGGAGCAGAGCCCAGCGCCAACUCUGUCACUGUCAUGAACCUGCUCCGAGCAGCCUCUUACUCCGGCCACAUGGAGUGGGUGGAAAAAGCCGGGCAGAUCUUGGCCGCCUUCUCGGAGAGGUUGCUCAAGAUCCCGGUGGCCCUGCCAGAGAUGGCCCGUGCUAGCGCUGCCUUCCAUCACACCCUCAAGCAGGUUGUUAUCUGUGGAGACCCACAAGGAGAAGACACAAAAGAUCUGCUUCGCUGUGUACACUCUGUCUACUGCCCAAACAAGGUGCUGCUGCUGGAGGAUGGCGCGGACUCCUCCUUCCUGCGCCGCCGGCUGCCCUUCCUGCGGGCGCUGGCACGGGAGGCCGGGAAGGCCACGGCCUACGUGUGCAGCGGCUCCGGCUGCUCGCUGCCCGUCACGGCGCCGCGGGAGCUGCGCGGGCUGCUCCUGGGAGCCCCCUAACAAAGCCACGCCGGGCACCGGCGGCAUCCCGUGCCCUUCUUGCGAGUUUCUGCAGGUUUUCCA